Nematolebias whitei (Rio pearlfish) is the source of this 1146-nucleotide messenger RNA. RefSeq names its product coiled-coil domain containing 113 (gene cfap263). The record is from RefSeq and is a predicted model, not a curated record. Lineage: Eukaryota; Metazoa; Chordata; Actinopteri; Cyprinodontiformes; Rivulidae. The coding region runs from base 1 to 1146 and encodes 381 amino acids. Gene Ontology annotation, cellular component: axoneme; ciliary basal body. The transcript is spliced from 9 exons. Gene Ontology annotation, biological process: cilium assembly.
AUGGAGGGCGAGCUUUUAUCGGUGAAAGAAAAAGACAAGGAAGAAACUGAAGAAGAACUUUAUCACAACCAGGUUGAAGAACUAAGGUAUUCUAUUGCUGCCCUCCUGGCAGAGAAUGACAUGUUUGAACACUUUCUUGGCUGCGUGGAUCUUCAGGACCUGGAGCUUCAGGGUGAAGGAGAAAGUCCAAAAGCAGCAGAAGACUCCCAACUAGCUGAAGGGGGUGUUGAGACAAGGCAAAAGAUCUGCUCCAACUUAUCAGAUCAUUCCCAGCUGCUGACCUUGGAGCAAAAGCUUUAUGUGGUAAAGAAAGAAGUAACUGAUGCAUGGCAAGAACAGAAAGAACUUCAACAGAAAUAUAAAAAAAUCCUGGACAACUACAAGGCCUCUCUUGAAGAAGCAGAACUGCGUUUAGCUGAGAUCAGGAAGGCCAAGACAGAGUUUGAACGCAGACAGCUCAUAUCUAUGAAGGACAGACGACUGGAAAUGAAGGAGCCAGAGAAGGUGCUGCAGUACAUUGAGGACAGGUCAAAGGCCAAGUUGGAGAAGUUUACUCGGAAGAAUCAGACCCUGAAGGUCCAAGAGAAGAAGCUCUUGCAGCAACUCCAGCAGAAAGAACAACUGAGAAAUGUAGAUUUUGAGACUUUUCCUCCGGACUAUGAAGAGCCCAGAGAUGGCAAAAGCUAUAAUGAGCUUCAACGCAGCAGUUCUGAAGUAGAACGUGCCCUCACCCUACACAAGGAGAAGCUGCAGAGCGAGACGUUAGACUCAGCAGAACUGAGCAAUAAAAUCACCAAAAGAAACCAAAUGCUUGCAAAAAUUGACGAGGAGAUUCAGCGAGCUGAGAAGGAUUGUUUAAAAGUGGAGAGCCUGAACCAACACCUGCGCAAGGAGCUCACAGAUUAUCAGGCUCCUGAUAUCACAGACUACAUGAAUGCCAAGGACAAACAGAAGAAGCUGCAGCACAGCGUUCACACCUGGGAGAGAAAGGUUGGAAUUGCAGAGAUGGUCAUGAAGAUGCACACAAGAGAGAGAAACAAGCACAAGGUCACUCCUACUCCUGCAAACAGCACAGAGUCUGGAAGUAAAUCUGCUAAAGGUCAAAUUCCAAUGAAGCUCCCACACAUAGCAGAAAACCAUUCUUAG